CCCCCCAACUAAACGCUGCCGAUCUGGCAGCUCCAAAUUUCCCCUGUGAGCUUUCAAUUUAUUUAUUAUUAUUUAUAUUCCUUUUUUUUAAAUUUUUUUUAUUUCCUUUUCAUUUCUUGGACGCCAAUAAAGAAAGAAGCCUCUGAUCAACAAGUGGAAAUGGAUUAAUUCACCGACUGCGAGUUUAUUUAUUAUUUUGAAUAACUGGAGACUGAAGCUGUUCCAGCCGGUUGUACAUGAGGAGGCUUCGUGUGUAGCUCAGAGGAUCCUACAGCUGAAACCAUGGCUGAAGCAGCCAAACCCAGCUGUGUGGGAGCAGCUGGAGGGUCCGGGGGGGCAACACAGACCAGCUCUCUCAGAGCCAAAGCUCUGGAGCUCCUCAGGAAGCUGAAGAUGUCCGUGGAGCUGCUGAUCGCCCUCGCUGCUCUCCUGUCCUGGGUUGUUGUGGGUGUGAUCAUGUUUGACUUUGUGGAAUACAAAGCAGUACCUGACAUCCAGCAAAUCAUAACGGACCCAGUUCAAGCUGUAAACGACGCCGUGGAUGAAGUGUCGAGCCUUCUCAAUAAGUUCCAAGAAUGUGCCCCUGAUUUAAGUGACCCCAUGUCUGCUGCUGCGUACGCAGCGGAGGAAAUCAGAGAAGCGAAAGACGGCUUUGUUCGCUAUUAUUCAGACGAAGAAGGAAAUUUUUACCUCAGCUACGUAGACCCUGCAGUUAUCGGUAAAAGAGCUUUCCAUUCAACCAGUGACUUCCUGGGUGGAGUGCUGGAGCACCUCAGGGACGCGCUGGGAGCUGUUGUGGAUACUGUAACAGAGACCACUCUGGAUAUAAGAAAAGGAAAAACUGAUCUGAGCUUCGUUGAUCCUGUUGUAAUCGGCAGAGGUGUCAUCAGCGCCACUAACAAGUUCACAUGUGAGGUGGUGAGCUGCGUUCAGGGUGUGCUCUGCUUCGUACUGGACUCUAUACUGGAUGUGGUGAAAGGAACAACCGACUUCAGCUUCAUCGAUCCGGUGGUUAUAGGCAGGAAGGCGUUCAACGUUUUAAACGAGACGGUUUCUGGAAUAACAGUUUACAUCCAGGACACGCUCUGUGCCGUCCUAGACAGCGUGCUGGAUGUAUGCAAAGGAACAAUCGACGUGAGCUUCAUCGACCCUGUGGCCGUCGGCAGAAACGUUUUCACAGUUUCUAACGACGCCGUGAGUGGAGCAGCAGGAUACGUCCAGGAUGUGCUCUGUGCCGUUUUGGAUGUGACACUGGAUACGUUCAAAGAUCUCCAGCAGGCUGUGGGUUUCAGCCCCUUAUCAGUCCUGAAGACAGCAGCAGAAACCACCAAAGAACAGAUCACUGUGCUCCUGGGCUUCCUCUCCUCAGCACUGGUUGGUGAUCAAGGUAUCUUGCCUGAAGUGUCCGUUGACCCACUGAAAGUGGUGGAGGAUGCAGUGUUGGAGUUCUCUGACAAGAAGGAUCUGUUCGUGGGUUACAUGUCAAGCAUGCUCGUUGGCGACCAAGGUGAACCUGUCGCCUCUCCGGUCGUAAACGUAGUCCCUGAAACAGAUGAACCUGUAGUUUCUCCAGCUGAUAUCAAGCUGAUCAGAAAGAAAGGUGAUUUUCUACCUCCAGCUGAAAAAGUUACAGAGAUGAUGCAGACUGAUGAAGAUGAAGCUGCUGCAGAGUUAACUGCAAACACAAAAACAGACGAGUUGGAGGCCGAAGAGCGCGCUGAAGCUGCCGCUGAAGCAGAAGUGGCCAAGACAGAGGAGGAUGAGGUGACACAUGUUGAAGAAAGGCAACGUGAGACUUCACUGACGGAGGAAAUAUUAGAUGAAGAAAGCAAAGAGGAAGAGCUUCCAGAUGAGGAGGAAGAAGAGGAGGUUGGAACAAAGGAGGACACAGAACAACUGGCUCAAAAAGAAGAGCUGAAAAAGGAGGAAGACGGUGGAGAGAAGGACGAGUUGAAAACAGGAAAAGAACAAGAAGAAAAGCAUCCUGGGAUUGAGAAGAGCUUGGAUGAGGAGGAUGAACAGAUCCAAAUAGGAGAGGGAGAGGUCAAAGAUGGAGAGAAGGAGGAGGAAGAGGAGGACGCAGUAGAGGAGAAGGAAUCAGUGGAGGAGGAGGAAGCAGUGGAGGAGGAGGAAGAGGAGGAAGCAGUAGAGGAGAAGGAAUCAGUGGUGGAGGAGGAAGCAGUGGAGGAGGAGGAAGAGGAGGAAGCAGUGGAGAAGGAGGCACACCCUCAAACUGAAGAACAUCUAGAAGAUGAUGAAACUAAAACUGAAGACUUUUUCGUCAAAGAGGAGGAGGAGAAACACCAAAGUGAAACUCUGGUGCAAAAGGAGGAGGAGGAGGAGGAGGAAGAGGAUGAGGAACCUGAAACUCUGGACCAUUUGGCUAAAGAGGAGGAGGAGGAGGAGGAAACUAAAACUGAAGAUCUUGUCAAAGAUAAUGCAUCUGAAGUAAAACCUGAAACUCUGGACCAUUUGGCCAAAGAGGAGGAGGAUGAGGAACCUGAAACUCUGGACCAUUUGGAACCUGAAACUCUGGACCAUUUGGCCAAAGAGGAGGAGGAGGAGGAAGAGGAGGAAAAAACUAAAACUGAAGAUCUUGCCAAAGAUAAAGUAUCUAAAGAAAAAUCUGAAAUUGAGGAUCGUUUGGCUAAAGAGGAGGAGGAGGAGGAACCUGAAACUCUGGACCAUUUGGCCAAAGAGGAGGAGGAGGAACCUGAAACUUUGGACCAUUUGGCCAAAGAGGAGGAAGAGGAGGAAAAAACUAAAACUGAAGAUCUUGCCAAAGAUAAAGCAUCAGAAGAGGAGGAACCUGAAACUCUGGACCAUUUGGCCAAAGAGGAGGAGGAGGAGGAACCUGAAACUGAAGACACUUCAGCAGAUGAUAAUGAAGAAAGUGAGACGUAUGAGGAACUAAAAAUUGAAGUGACACUACAAGAUCAAGAAAAGGAGGCGUCUAAAACCAUGAAGGUUGACGAAGAGGAGACCAGGGAGGAAACCAAAACUGAAGCUGGAGAGGAGGAAAAGACAAAACUGGAAACUGAAGACAGCAACCUGUCUUCAAUAAAUAUUGAUGUGACUUUCAGGGAAGACAGAAGUCCACCUGAAAAACCUGCAGAGGAACCUGAAGAUCAGUUUGACGAUGAAGAUGAAAAGGAGUCACCAUCAGUCCAACAAUCAGAUCUGAAAAUGUUGGUUAAUCGCUCCGCUCUACCUGAAUCUGACGACGACGAAGAGACUUCGCCCUCUGAUUCCAGUGAGGAAGAGUUUCUUGACGUAAAGGAUGAUGGUGAUGAAAAUACGAAGAGCAGGAAGGCUGAGGCUGAACAGAUGGAGGAGGAUCAUGCUGCCUUCAGGAGGCUGAGAAGAGUCAGGCCCAGAACAUCACAUAAAGAACACGUCAGCGAACAUGACACAGAUAUAAAAGUUGGAAAGCCUGAAAAGGAAGAAGAAAGAGAGGAGGAAGCUAAAAUUAAAGAAACUGUACUUGCACAACUAAAAGAAGACAAACCAAAAGAGGACCAACCUGUGGCUAAACCUCUUGAUAAAAAAGAGGCACAUCCUGAAGAAGAAACGUCUGCAAAGAAACAUCUCAAAGAAAAAGAAAAGAAGAAUGAAGAAACAAAAAUUGUGAAAGAACAAAAGAAAGAGGCAACACAUCCUAAAGUAAAGAAAGAUGUGAAGAAAACAGGCAAAGAAAAAGAACAAGUGAAGGAGCCCUCUAAAGUAAAGGACAAAAAAACACUAAGCAAAAACGAUGACAAGAUAAUAGCCAAAGAAGAGCAGGCAGAUAAGGGAUUAUCUCCUAAAGAAAAAGAACUAAAGAAAGCUACAAAAGCAGAAAAAGAAGAAAAGAAAAUUGAAAAGGAAUAUAAGGACAUGGAUAAACUAAAAAAGAAAGAGAAAAAAGAAAGGAAAUCAGAAAAAAAUGAAAUGGAAAAGAUGCAGCCCAAAGAAAAACUUCUUAAGGAAGCUAAACCAAAACCAUCUCAAGAAAAAGUUUUGAAGGAAGAAGAACAGAAAGACAUAAAAGAUGGAAAGAAACAACUCAAAAAAGAAACAAAAGAAAAGAAAAAGGUUCAUGAAGAAGACAAGAAACCUCUAAAAGGUGUGUUUAAAGCAGAGAAAGCUCCUAAAGAAAAGAAAGAAGAAAAUAAACCUAUCAAACAAGAAAUGGGAGAACCUUUGAAAUUAAAAAUGGAAGAAAGAAAAUCUUUCAAAGAGGAGACAAAAGAGAUAAAACUUUCUAAACAAAAGGAACUUCUCAAAGAAGAAAUGGUUGAAAAGAAAGCUGAUAAAGAAAAGAAGGAAGAAAGAACACCUCCAAAAGAAGAAAUGAAAAAUAAAAUUCCAAAGGAAAAGAACGAGGAAAAGAAACCUGCCAAAGAAAAAAUUGAAGACAAGAAACUUGACAAAGAAAGAGAUGAAGACGUGAAAGAUACCAAAGAAAAAAUCAGAGAACAGAAACCGUUUAAAGACAAAGAAAAGAAACAUACAGAAGAAAAUAUAGAAAAAAAGAUAGACCUUGAAGAAACACAAGGAAAGAAACUUUCCAAAGAAAAGAAAACAGAAAAGAAACCUUCAAAAAAGAAAAUUCCUGGAAGAGAACUAGAAAAAACCAAGUCAGACAAAGAAAAGAGAGAUGAAAAGAAACAGAUAAGAUAUAAAAUAGAAAAAAAGACACUUGCUGAAGAAAUUCAGGGAGAAAAGAACAUUUCCAAAAUAAUAAAAGAGACAACAUUUGUUAAAGACAAGAAAGAACAGAAACUAACUGGAGUAGAAGAUAAAAAUAUACUUCCAAAAGGAGAAAAAGAAGAAAAGAAACCCCAGAAAGCAGUGAAAGAAGAAAAACACUCCAAAGAAGUAAAAGCAGAAAGAAAACCCCAGAAAGAGAAAGAGGUGAAAGAAGAAAAACACCCCAAAGAGGAAAAGAAACCCGAGAAAGAGGUGAAAGAAGAAAAAUAUCCCAAAGAAGUAAAAGCAGAAACAAAACCACAGAAAGAGGUGAAAGAAGAAAAACAUCCCAAAGAAGAGAAAGAGGAAAAGAAACCCCAGAUAGAAGAACUAGAUGUAAAGAAACAUCCAAAAGAAGAAAUAGUUCAUAAAGUUGUUACAGCAAAGAAAGAAUUAGAUAAGCAUCCCAAAGAAAGGAAAGAAGAAAAUAUACUUUCUAUAGAAAAAAAGCAUGAACAUAAAAUGAUUCAUCAAGUUAAAAAGUUACUAACUGAGGUCUCAAAAGAGGAAGAAGAACAAGAUAAGACUUCCAAAGAAAAGGCAGUGGCAAAGAAGUCUAUAAAAGAAGAAGUGCAAGAACUGGCUACAAAAGAACAAAAAGAACCAAAGAAGCCAGCAAUAAAAGCAGAACCAAAAAAGCUGAUUAGAAAAGAAAAAACAAUAAUAUCUUCUCAGGAAAUGGAAAAGAAGAUUCCCAAAGUGGAAAAGAAAACAACUCCUACUCCCCUACACCUGAAAAAAGAAAAAGAAACCAGAGUGGCUCCCAAGGAAGACAAAGAACCUGAGAAGAUGAGUGUUGCAAAGAAAGAUAUCAAGCCAAAAAGGAGAGUCACGGAAGUCAAGCGGGUGUCUGCUUCAGUCCUCAAGAAAGAACACCUUAAUGUUACAAAAACUGAUGUCAAACCCAAAAAAGCAAUCAUAGAAGUCAAACGAGUGUCUGCUUCAGUCCUCAAGGAACAUCUUAAUGUUACAAAAGCUGAUGCCAAACCUAAAAAGCGAAUCAUAGAUGUGAAGCGGGUGUCUGCUUCAGACCUAAAGAAAGAACAUCGUAAUGUGACAAAACCUGUUCCUGAGGUGACAGCUAAACCAGGACUGGCAAAGAUCGCCACAAAGGAGAACGAAAAGGAACCACAGCCAAAAAUCAGACAUAAACCUGCUAAACCAGAUGUUGACGAAGGAACGAAAAAAGAAAAAGCAACUCGUGAAGAGAAAGAUGCCCAGGUUUCUAAAGAAAAGCCCAAGCGAGUUUCUUCAAAGAAGGAGGCUGCAGCUUCGAAAGAAAAAGCUAAACCUGUCAUCCAGAUCAAAGAGACUGCUCCAAUGAAAAAACCACCCACGGUUAGAGUUAAAGAGCAAGAAGUGUCCGAUAAAAAUGUGUCCUUAACAAAAGAGCAGGUGAAGGUGGUAACACUGAGGACAGUUCCUGCGGCUCCGAAAGAAAAAGUCAAGCCAACCAUGAAAACAGUUAAGAAAGAUGCUGAAGUUGUCAAGGAGAAAAAGGUUGAGCCAAUAGCUCCUAAAAAAGUAGCUGCUCCCAAGACAAAACCAACUCCAGCCAAAGAGAAAAAAGUGUUGGAACGAGGGGGCAGAGCGGAUGCUCACCAGUGUUCUUUUCAGGUGACCGCAGUGAACAACAAUGUCGCACUGCUGGCGUACAGCAUUUUGAAGAGGUUGGAGGACACAGACCUGCCUGAGGAGACGAAGAGUUCGCUUUGCAAGGCGGCUGACGUCAUUCAGAACAUGUGCGUCACCUCUGCAGUGUGCCUGUCCCGCAUUGCCGCCUGGAUGACGAUGAUCUAG
Nematolebias whitei (Rio pearlfish) is the source of this 6531-nucleotide messenger RNA. Its product is annotated as trichohyalin. The record is from RefSeq and is a predicted model, not a curated record. NCBI's taxonomy places the organism in Eukaryota, Metazoa, Chordata, Actinopteri, Cyprinodontiformes, Rivulidae. The coding region runs from base 283 to 6531 and encodes 2082 amino acids. The transcript is spliced from 35 exons.